Molecule: messenger RNA, 1888 nt
Organism: Glycine soja
Lineage: Eukaryota; Viridiplantae; Streptophyta; Magnoliopsida; Fabales; Fabaceae
Product: endo-1,4-beta-xylanase 5-like
Exons: 8
Coding region: 93-1817 (574 amino acids)
Biological process (GO): carbohydrate metabolic process
Molecular function (GO): hydrolase activity, hydrolyzing O-glycosyl compounds
Source: RefSeq, a predicted model, not a curated record
UAAAAACAAUGGUUUCCUUCAAUUAACAAGUCACUCCUCUCCAGCGUCUUCUUCAAUUCACACUUGAAUGCAUCUUGGUUUGAAAAGAAAACAUGAGUCUCGCGCUUCUGGUGUGUGUCAUCCUUUUAGUAGGUUUUGAAGCCGAGGCAUUAUCCUAUGAUUACUCUGCCAGCAUUGAAUGUUUGGCACACCCACAGAACCCUCUAUACAAUGGAGGAAUCAUCCAAAACCCAGAACUGAAUAAUGGACUUCAAGGGUGGACUGCAUUUGGAGACGCAAGAAUAGAACAUAGAGAAUCAUUAGGCAACAAAUAUGUGGUAGCCCAUAGGAGAAAUCAAGCACAUGAUAGUGUCUCCCAGAAGAUUUACCUUCAAAAGGAUAAGCAUUAUACUUUAUCCGCUUGGAUACAAGUGAGUGAGGGCAACGUUCCCGUAACAGCAAUUGUGAAAACAACUACAAGAUUAAAAUUUGCUGGUGCCAUUUUUGCUGAGUCUAAUUGCUGGUCUAUGCUUAAGGGUGGUUUCACAGCGGAUGAAUCAGGACCAGCUGAGCUCUAUUUUGAGGGCAAUAAUACUUCUGUCGAAAUAUGGAUAGACAACGUUGCCUUACAGCCAUUCACAGAAGGGGAAUGGAGGUCUCAUCAAGAUGAAAGCAUCGAGAAGGCUCGUAAGAGGAAGGUGUUGGUCCGAGCAGUUGACGAACAAGGAAAUCCUCUACCAAAUGCAAGCAUAUCUUUUGUACUUACAAGGCCAGGAUUUCCAUUUGGGAGUGCCAUAAACAGUUACAUCCUGAACAAUGGGUUAUAUAAGAAUUGGUUCACCUCUAGAUUCACUGUCACCACAUUUGAAAAUGAAAUGAAGUGGUACAGCACCGAAAAUGUGCAAGGCAGGGAAGACUACUCGGUUGCCGAUGCCAUGUUGCAGUUUGUAAAGCAACACAACAUUGCUGUUCGAGGCCACAACAUAUUUUGGGAUGAUCCUCGUUACCAACCUGGUUGGGUUCCUUCACUCUCCCCAUAUCAGCUUAACUCUGCAGUGGAAAAGAGGGUGAGAUCCGUUGUGUCAAGAUAUAGGGGCCAACUUAUUUCUUGGGAUGUGGUGAAUGAAAAUUUGCACUUUUCAUUCUUUGAAGGUAAACUUGGACAAGCCUUUUCAGGUAGGAUCUUCCAUGAGGCUCAUAAUAUUGAUGGACAAACAACUUUGUUCCUGAAUGAAUAUAACACCAUUGAGGAUAGUAGAGAUGGUGUGUCAAUCCCUGCAAGGUAUAUCCAGAAGCUUAAAAAAAUUCAAAGUUAUCCUGGGAAUGCAGGAUUGCCAAUUGGAAUUGGGCUUGAGGCUCAUUUCUCUGGUCCGGGUAUUAACUUUCCUUAUUUGAGAGCUUCCAUCGAUUAUCUUGCUGCUACUCGUUUGCCAAUUUGGAUUACAGAACUAGAUGUUGCAAGCCAGCCUAGGCAGUCACAGUACUUUGAGCUUGCUCUUAGAGAGUUACAUGGCCACCCUAUGGUCAGGGGUAUUGUGAUGUGGACAGCAUGGUCACCACAAGGUUGCUAUAGGAUUUGCUUAGUAGAUAACAAUUUCAGGAACUUGCCUGCAGGGAAUGUUGUGGACAGACUCCUUUCUGAAUGGAGGUUAAGCAAAUUAUCAGGAAUGACAGAUCAAAAUGGAUUCUUUGAGGCCAAUCUUUUUCAUGGAGACUAUGAAAUGGAAAUCAGUCACCCUGUUAUGAAGAAUUACACCUUCACACAACGCCUACAAGUGACUCCAAUAGAAGAAUACUUCAAGGAAACAAAACAAUUUGUACAACUUUCUAUGAAGUAGUUACUUACUUCUGCAUAUUAAACUUUGAGUAUAUAUAUAUAAUGAAAAAUUGAAAGGCCAUUUCGUACCGA